This is a messenger RNA of Colletotrichum lupini, 687 nucleotides long. RefSeq lists its product as uncharacterized. The coding region runs from base 1 to 687 and encodes 228 amino acids. NCBI's taxonomy places the organism in Eukaryota, Fungi, Ascomycota, Sordariomycetes, Glomerellales, Glomerellaceae. The transcript is spliced from 5 exons. The record is from RefSeq and is a predicted model, not a curated record.
AUGUUCGGUAGGGGGAGCUUCAAAGCUAGAAGCCACAUAUAUGUGGGUCGCGUCCCUGAUCCGCUCCGGCUGUGGCUCGUGCACGGCGACAACUUCACCUACCUCCCGCGCCGUCGCGAGAAACAACCCAGAUCCGGUCGGCAGUGGAUGCAGCUCGCCACAAUGAAUCGGAUAUCAAUGAUUCUGCUGCUACUAUGCGGCUUCGUCGCUCUCGUCAGCGCAAACUCACCAACAUUCUGCAAAUGCACCUGCUUCAAAAACAGCACCAUCGUAGCACUGGGCCCCCAAAAAGCAGACGGCGAACCACCAGGCAACGCUCCUCCGUCCAGUCGCGAUACCUCCUCCUCCUCGCUCCUCAACAAGCGCGCCGCCUCCUCCUCCUGCUCGCAAUGCACAAAGGCCUUUUGCCUCAGCCGCGGCAUCGACUUCUGCAGCAAGGCUAAAGACGAAGACGUUCAGACCAUGUGCUUCCAGCGCGACAGCAACAAGGACCGCGUCAUUGUGUGGGGGUUCCUGCUAGGCACAUCGGGUUUGCUGGGGAAUAUCACGGGACGGUACAGCAUCAAGCUGUUGGCAUCACCAAAGUUUACAAAGUUGAAGGAGACUCAAGAAGCCGUUUUGCGAAGCUAUCUAUCUCUCCAAAUUGUCCUCGGCGCCCUCGAGCAACCCAGGACGCAUGUAUCAUGA